AAAUAUUAUGUACAUGUAUCCGUCACUUAUUCUCGCUAUCUUUUCUUCCUCAGCAGGGGUUCAGGACACUUAAACAUCUGCAAAGAAGGAGGGUCCGCUGAAGCUACAGACACUCCGAAGAGAAGAAGAGAAGAAAGUCCUGCAGCAGUCAUCGUCACCAUGAAGAUGCUGAUUGUGUCUGCACUUGUUUGUGCCAUGAUGGUUCUGACCAGAGCUGCUGCUCCUCCAGAGGAAACUCCCCAAGAUGAAACAGAGAGUCGCCUGGUCAAGAGGUGGUUCCCGCCAAAACUGUGGUUCAAGCCAAGACCGUGCUUCAAGCCAAGACCGUGUCCCAAGCCAAGACCGUGUCCCAAGCCAAGACCGUGUCCCGUGCUACCAAGGCCGUCCGUGGUUUGUCCCUCGGGCUGGUCUAAGUGCAGUGGUCAUUGUUACCGCUACAUUCCAACAUGUAUGACCUGGACUAGAGCUGAGAAAAACUGUCAGGCCCUGGGUGGAAACCUUGCGUCUGUUCACAACUUCCGGGAGUACCAAACCAUUCAGGAUGUGAUUUUCAGAGCCACUCAUUCGAAAAGACCGACAUGGAUUGGAGGCUCUGAUGCAGUAGAGGACGGUCAAUGGUUCUGGAGUGAUGGCACACCUUUCCACUACCAAAACUGGUGUCAUAGAGAGCCUAAUAACUAUGGCGGCAGGCAGAGUUGUAUACAGAUGAAUUUCUCAGAUCAAAAGUGCUGGGACGACCUCCAAUGCUCCCACAAGUUACCGUCUGUCUGUGUCAGAAACAGAGGAAUACUCCCGGUCUGACACAGAGACAUGAAGAACCCAUUAAAAGCACAAACACUUGUGUUGUGUGCAUGCUUUCAUAUACAUCUUUCUUUACACCCUCAGUCUCACAUGUGAGCUGAGUUUUUCUUUGCUAUUGCUGUAACGCUACUGAAGGAAUGAAGCGACAAGUGACAUAAACAGGAGCUGGACUGUCUCUGAGGCCUUGUGCCUUUAAUGAGAGCAGACUGAGUGUGUUAUGAAAAGAAUGCUUUUAGCACAAAUCUACAUAUAUUCUGCAAAGUUAACUCUUCUUUCUUGUCUUCUGCAAAAUUAAAGGCUCAAGCAUCAAAA
Molecule: messenger RNA, 1113 nt
Organism: Epinephelus lanceolatus (giant grouper)
Lineage: Eukaryota; Metazoa; Chordata; Actinopteri; Perciformes; Serranidae
Source: RefSeq, a predicted model, not a curated record